AUGCCAUUAUUCAGUCACUAUGGUGAUAUCCCAGACAAUUCGGCUGCGUUAUCAUUACCAUCGCUGGUCUUCGUAAUCCUCACCCCAAUCGUUGUGGCCACAAGGCUGCUCGGUCGACAGUAUCUUUCCGGUCAAAUUGGACCGGACGAUUGGAUCAUUUUGACUUCUUGUGUCUUUGCGGAAACGGUUUCAAUCCAAAUGAUAGUCGUCUGCAGAUGGGCAUUCGGCAAGCACGAAGAUGAUGUCUCUAAAGAGUUGCUCAUUCGGACAUUAAAGCUCUAUUUUAUCGCCCAGAUAUUAUACAAAAUCAACAUUGGGCUCAGUAAAAUCAGCAUUUUACUGCUAUACCUCCGCCUCUUCAUACAGCGUUGGUUCGUCAUCACCUGCUGGACGUGGAUUGUGAUCAUCACCGCAUUCACUCUCAGCACCGUGGUGUCCAGUAUCUUCCAGUGUUCUCCCGUGCAAUAUGCAUUCGAUAAAUCCUCGCCCGACCAAGGAUCCUGCAUUAACUUGACUGCGUUCUGGUACGCCAACGCCGCAUUCAAUAUCUUCAGUGACUUGGCUCUUGUGGCCCUCCCUGUGCCUGUCAUUAGCCGACUGCAAUUACCUCUUAGGCUGAAGCUAAUCCUCUGCUGUAUCUUCGCCGUCGGUGCAUUCGUCUGCAUCACCUCCAUUCUGCGCAUCACAACCCUCGAUAUCGCGACCUCCUAUCUCGACAUCACCUGGAACAGCAUCGACUCGUCCAAGUGGACCGUCAUCGAAUCAAACCUCGGUAUCAUCUCCGCUUGUCUCCCCGCUCUUCGUCGCCCUCUCGCCUUCCUCUCCCCGCGCCUCUUUGGCAAA
Molecule: messenger RNA, 843 nt
Organism: Aspergillus steynii IBT 23096
Lineage: Eukaryota; Fungi; Ascomycota; Eurotiomycetes; Eurotiales; Aspergillaceae
Product: putative plasma membrane protein Pth11-like
Exons: 5
Source: RefSeq, a predicted model, not a curated record